UGCAUUCUGGGACUUGUCAGGGUUUCUCAGACAUGGCGGCCCGUGCGCUCACCCAGUGUGUUCGUUCGCUAACCCGGUCUUCGACAAGGUUAUUUCAAGGAUCCGUGAUCGCAAGAUCAAGUAGUGCGCUGCUUUUUUCCAAUGACCGAUCAUUUUCUGUGAUCGGUUGCACCCAGAGAACACGGGGGAUCGAGCAGUCUCGGAUUUCACAGCUGAGUCGACAGUAUGGAGGUUUGCCUCCUCUCACAAUCGAGGCAAUCACAGAGCGUGUUAUGUACGUCUUGAAGCUGUAUGACAAGAUCAAUCCCGAGAACCUGAAAGCGUCCUCUCACUUCAUGAAGGAUUUGGGGUUGGAUAGUUUGGACCAGGUCGAAAUUAUAAUGGCAAUGGAGGAUGAGUUUGGAUUUGAGAUCCCAGAUGCGGCAGCAGAGAAACUAAUGACUCCUGCGGAGAUUGUACAAUUCAUUGCUGAUAAGAAAGAUGUUUAUGAAUAAGGUGUGGUGGGAAUGACCUUGUUGAAUAUACUGCAGAUGUAACGGGGCAGUUUUUUCUGUUUUUGUAUCCACUUGCUCACCUUGUCAGUCUGUGGCUAUCAAAGUCCACUGCCUUGUCGUAUGUACCGCUGUAUGUGAUAAUUAAAUGUGAGUUAAUUCUUUGAGUUUUAAAGAGCUUAAUAAACCAGACCUAAGAGAA
Molecule: messenger RNA, 693 nt
Organism: Alosa sapidissima (American shad)
Lineage: Eukaryota; Metazoa; Chordata; Actinopteri; Clupeiformes; Clupeidae
Gene: ndufab1b
Product: NADH:ubiquinone oxidoreductase subunit AB1b
Exons: 5
Coding region: 33-494 (153 amino acids)
Biological process (GO): fatty acid biosynthetic process
Cellular component (GO): mitochondrion
Molecular function (GO): acyl binding; acyl carrier activity
Source: RefSeq, a predicted model, not a curated record